Molecule: messenger RNA, 5146 nt
Organism: Numida meleagris (helmeted guineafowl)
Lineage: Eukaryota; Metazoa; Chordata; Aves; Galliformes; Numididae
Gene: RNFT2
Product: ring finger protein, transmembrane 2
Exons: 9
Coding region: 1900-3246 (448 amino acids)
Biological process (GO): positive regulation of ERAD pathway
Molecular function (GO): ubiquitin protein ligase activity
Source: RefSeq, a predicted model, not a curated record
GUGCAGCCCAGGAUACGGUUGGCUUUUCAGGCUGCGAGGGCACAGUGCUGGCUCAUGCCCAGCUGCCAUCCACCAGUACCCCCAGGUCCUUUUCGGCAGGGCUGUGCUCCAUCCUUUCAUCCCCGGCUUAUCCUGAUAGCAGGGGUUGCCACGACCCAGGUGCAGACCUUGCACUUGGCUUUGUUGAACCUCGUGAGGUUCACCUGGGCCCACUGCUCAGCCUGCCUGGGUCUGUCUGGAUGGCAUCCCAUCCCUCAGGUGUGUCAACCACACUGCGCAGAAUAACAUCCAUGUACAUGGUACCUGACCAUAUCUGUAGAACAGGUUACAUCUUGUGGAGCCUCACGUCUUCAGUACUUAACAUUUGUGUCUCAGUCCCCUUAAUAGACGGUGCUAAAAGAAAAUGAUUUCCCCACAGAGCUGUGUGUCGUUUAAAAGGCUGUUCUCACCCUGCUGUGACAAUCCAGGAGACUUCUCGCGGUUUGGGAAGGAGUGAGGGGUUCUCCAGGUUUCGUUACAAGCAGGGACCCCGGAGUUGCUCACUGGUGGGAGAGCUCUGCCAGCACGGUCAGCCUGGGACCUUGGCUGUUUCAUCACAUCUCAAUUACUGUUUGGGUUAAAAGGGGAUUUAGGAGAGUGCUGGUAACUUAGGUUAUCACAAGACUCUGGUUAGAGUUACGUUUCUGGUACUCCUGGUGGCUGCCUGUGUUUUUUCCAUAGCGUUUGUUGCAAGUUAUGUUCUUCCUGCCGUAUCUGAUCGUUUACUUGUGUGUAUUCUAUUUACAUGUGUAUAUUUAUAUGAACUUCUAAAGCAGUGACCAACAGUUAGCAUCCCAUAUUAAAACCUUGAUGUUUUCUGUCAUUCGUGACUCAAAUCCCAUGUUGUCCCAGCUCACCCUGCUUGAUGGGAGCCUUGAAGUCUGUGUGUUACUUUUCUUCUCGUCCUUUCACAAACUCAACACUAUUUUACCUGUGUGAUCUACAGAUACGGGGCUGCACAUAUUUCUCUAUUUCUUGUUGGAACUUGGACAAAGCACUUGCAGAAGUAGCUCAUGUCUCAGGUUCUAUGUAACUAAUACAGCAUUAAGCUGUGUAAGGUCGUUUCAGGUACCGCGUGCUGUGCCUUGACAGUGAUUUUCUGUUUUUUUACUUUUGAAUGGUCUUUAUUUUUUAAAAGUGUGGUGCGUUUGGGGUUGUUCCCCCCCAGUUAGCCACCUGAAAGCAGAGAUUUAAAUAAUUAAAUGAGGAUUUUCUCUCCUUGUCCCAGUAGAAGGUCCUGAAGCUGCUGCAGUUCAGAGCUUUUUCCUUUCCCAUUCCUUUAUUUAUGCUGACAGCUCCAGAAUGAAUGGGACAGGAGCAGGUGAUCUACUGCACACAUGGAUAUUAUUUCUGGCCAUUGCGUAGGGUUUGCUAAUGGUAAUCUGUGGCCUAAAAGGGAUGGGCUGCCUAUUUAAAAGAACACUGUCAUGCCUUGAUUAUAUUUUUUCAUUAAAAAAAAUGUUCAUACAUGUUCUUUUUUUUUCCUUUUUUUAUUGCUCUGCAAGUUUCUUCAGAGGAGGAGCACGCAUUGAUCCGCGUUACGCCCGGAGCUGCUCCGCUGGAUGUCCUGCAGCUCCUACCAGACCAUGUCACCGUGCGGCCGCCCGCCCCGGGGGGCUGCAGUGCUCUGCAGGAGGGGCUCUGACUCGUUCCUGCCCGGCCCGGAGACCUGUUUGCAUGCGCUCCCAUUUGCCAUCUGAAAGUUGUUUCUUCGCAAGGAUACUGAGAAACAAUUGCAGGCCUCUCUUUUGGAGAAGCAAGCGAUCUGUGCCAGCCAUGUCGCUAGCUGAACAGGUUUCCCGGCGCUCUGGCUCGGUGGAUCUCUGUUAGUCACGCUGGAACCGCUGAGCGACGGCGUUGAUGUUGAGUGUGUUGUGUUUCAAGGUGCUGAGGAAAAUGCAGAGGCGGCACAGCAGCAACACUGACAGCGCUCCUCCUGAACGAAACCGGAGCCAGACGGUCAGUUCUGAAACUAGCGUGGAUGAAAGUGGAGUCUUUGAAAGCCUGAAGGCCGAGGCUUCCUCACCACAGCAGCUGUUCUCCGGCCUGGCGGGAAUCCCCUCGGGAUCCAUCACGGCCGCGCCGUUCCAGUCAGGCCUGGUCCUGGGCUCUUCGGCAGGAGGUGGGGAAGUGUUCAUUCAGAUGCCGGCCCCAAGGGAGGAGGGAAGCGGUCGCACGGAAGGAGCCCCGUUUCACCACCGGCCCCAGCCCCAUCAUUUCCACCACGGCCAUCACCGGGGUUCGUCCCUGCUGCACAUGGCCGGCGGGGACCGCCACGGGCACGCUGAGGAGGGCAGUGACGAGCAGGCUGGGACUCCCGCCCCGGCUCUUUCGGAGUUAAAAGCGGUGGUCGGUUGGCUGCAGAAGGGUCUUCCCUUCAUCCUGAUCCUCUUGGCUAAAGUCUGUUUCCAGCAUAAGCUUGGGAUUGCUGUGUGCAUUGGUAUGGCCAGCACAUUUGCCUAUGCCAACUCGACACUCCGAGAGCAGGUUGCUCUAAAGGAGAAGAGAUCAGUGCUGGUUGUCUUCUGGAUCUUGGCCUUUCUCACGGGGAACACCCUGUACUUGCUCUACACAUUCAGCUCCCAGCAACUGUACAACAGCCUUAUAUUUUUGAAGCCCAACAUUGAGAGAUUGGACUUUUUUGACCUGAUGUGGAUCGUGGGGAUCACAGACUUUGUGCUGAAGUAUCUCACCAUUGCAUUGAAAUGCCUGGUUGUUGCCCUGCCUAAGAUCAUCUUAGCCGUCAAGUCAAAGGGGAAGUUUUAUUUGGUUAUUGAAGAGCUGAGCCAGUUGUUCCGAUCCCUUGUCCCCAUCCAGUUAUGGUACAAAUACAUCAUGGGAGACGACCCAUCCAGCAGUUACUUCCUGGGCGGGAUCCUGAUCAUCCUGUACAGCCUCUGCAAGUCUUUUGACAUCUGUGGCCGUGUGGGAAGUGUCCGGAAAGCGCUGAAGGUCCUUUGCACCCCACAGACCUACGGGGCCCGUGCCACCAGCCAGCAGUGCAGUGAGGCAGGGGACAUCUGUGCCAUCUGCCAAGCAGAGUUCAGGGAACCUUUGAUCCUUAUGUGCCAGCACGUGUUUUGUGAAGAAUGCCUCUGCCUCUGGUUUGACAGGGAGAAGACCUGUCCCCUUUGCCGUUCUGUCACAGUAGAAACCCUGCGUUGCUGGAAGGACGGCACCACCUCCGCUCAUUUCCAGGUGUAUUAAAGCCAACGCGUGCCACCCAACGGAAUGGCAUGGGGAGAGAAGGAAGAGCAGAACAUCUGCUGACCCCAUGCCCCUGUUUAGUCGCUGUCUCAUUCUCCCAGCACUCUCUCUCCAGCAGCCAGCAGAACAGCAAUUGUUGGUAGCCAGAAAAGUCAUCCUCAAAGGCAAGGGAGAUGUGCUUCAUGUUGUGGCAACCUCUGUAGCUAAGCUAUGGCCAAGAAUUUUUCUUGAACUUACGUGACUUGAAACUGAUUGGUGUGUUUCCUUCUUCCUGUCCUUCUAGUAGAGGUAAGCGUUGCAUGGAGGAGGCUGUACCAGCAGUCCCCACUGCACGUGCAUAACCUGGUAUGCUGGAAAAAGCUGUCAUUCUCUGGCUGUAGCUUCCUUGAAUUUGUAACCUCAUAGCACUUCACAGUUGCUGUUACAUUACCUUAGAGAACUCUUCCAAACCACUCUUUAGAACCAUGUUCCCAAAGACUGUUUGGGUGCUGGAGACACGUCGUGUCCCAGUGACCGCUUCACAAACUGUGCGUGCUGUGUUGCCAUCUUCCCAACGCCUCCAGGAGCUCGGUGCUGGUGGAGCUGGAGCUGAUGCUUUCUUUCCUCGGGAAUGUUUUUCCUCUUUAGUUUUCAUGAGGGGCUUUCCUAUUUCUUGGCAGAUGGGAAGAGCCGUGGGAGGCAAGGAGAGAGUAAAGUCAGGUUUGAUUUGAAUGUAAGGUGCUAACCAGGCCAACCUCACAAGUGAAGGUGCACCGCGCUCCCCAGCACACCUCAGCGCUCUGCUUUGCACUCCAGGCUGCCUGCUCCAAGAGCCCUGGUGCAGCGCGGGGCCCAGGUAGCACUGUUGCUAGCAGAAGGGCUGGGGCAUGGGAUGCAGGGCCCCUGCAGAGACUGGCUGCAGUGAGAUUUGCUGGCUGGAGGGCAGGAUUAUACAGGAGCAGCUGCAUUGCUCUGAGAGCCAGCCUGGUUCAUAUCCAAGCUGGAUUGCCCACCUGAGAGGUUCAGGCUUCAUUCAAGCAGCUCCGCUUCAGAAAAAGCUCUUCAAGGAGAUGCCUGGUGUUGUUAACAAAAGAAUUUGCACUCCUCGUGUCUGAGGAAGAAGAGAUUGCUGCGGUUUCCAUCCCUGCUGAGUGUGCUGCAGGAGCACCAACAUGCGGAUGGAGUUGCUGUUCCUUUGCUAGAGCCUUCUCCUUCACUGCAAAACCUCUGCUUUGUGCUCCUUGCCCAGAGAGGGUGUCUCAUUAAGCUUUGUGGCAUCUUCUGUGCUCAUUGCUAUGGAAAUGGCCGUAAGGUUACAAUCCCACUUGAGUGGAUAAUCAGGAAGAGCUGUACCUGGGGGACACUGAGUGCCGCCAUCCCCUCCUGCUGCGGAACUCCACGGGGAGAAGAAUUAAAGCAAACAGCAGCUAAUGGUAACGGGAUUAAGGCUCACAUUCUGUUGGAAAGAAUAGUUAAGUAUGGCUGGAGGAGAGAGGAGGAGAGGCAGAGCCUGAACAGGGGAGAUAGCCCGCAUCUGCUUUGAGAGAUGCAGGGAAGCGGAGGAGGAACAGCCGUACUUCUCAUAACAACGCACUUUGAUUCCUAGCAAAUGGAUCCCAUGAAAGUGGAAAACCGAGGCAAGGAAUCCAGUGGCUACCUCCAGUGGGAACGCACUGCCUGGGAUGGGGAUGGAGAGCCCAGGAGGGAAGCAAGCACGGCUCUCGGUGCACCCAGAAAUGCGGUGACAGCCCGGUGCAUCCCCACAAAAGGGAACCCAUGGACCAGAGGGACGGGGAAUGACAGCUCACGGGAAACUUGGGUUGGUUUCCACGAGCAAACAGUGGGUUCGUGUGGAAGGAAGUUAUUCUCUCGAACUUUGGAGCAGAAAUAAAAAAACGGAGCCAUUUUUUUUGCCAUUGAA